AUGGCUUCUUUACCGAUCAGCGCAUCAUCUCCUGAAGCUCCUUGGAGCCAGUCGGUUGCAGGCCUGAGUGGCCCCAUUGCCAGAAUUUCCACCAUGUUGCCACAUCCAAAAGGCAUCACAGCUAGGCAUCCGAGAAGGAAAAUCUUGCGGAUGAUCAUUAAUAGCCGCACAUCGUUCUAUGUAGAUCAGUCUCCUCGAGUAGCACUUAGACUACGAAGGCUCAGACUGACUGAUGAAGACGGAUUACAACGCGCAAAUCAAGAGACAAUCGAUUAUCGCGCACAGUCCUCGGAUGACGGAAUCGCGUCAUACACAUCAAGCCAGAUUCGAAAACUUAAACCGGAGUUCGACGAGAUGUCAGGUGUACCAGACAGACAUGAGAUGAUCUUCAAGGUCCCCAAGUAUCAAGAUAAAUUGUCUCGAAAACUUCUUAUGCAUCUCAUGACAUCUCCGAAGUUUGAUCAGCUCCACUUUGCUCAAAAUCACCAGCUGGUUCAUCGACUUCAAAGUGCUAAUAACUUGGCUUUUGCAGAGAAGAUCAUCACCGACGCUUUAAAAAAGUGCGGACUGGAAGACUUGGAGCACACGGUGAAGCUACAAGUAUGGGGUCAAUUUGCAAAUGUGUGCUGGAAGAACUUGUCAGAUGCUGAAGUGACCCAUCAAGUUGAGAUAGUGAUCAGUAAACUGAAUGCUGACACAAAAGCUGCCAAAGCCGCUUCUAUGAAUUACGCGCAGGCUGUCUCAAAAGGAAAUUAUGGAGUCAUACUCGAUGACGAGGCAGAUGACUUGCUCUUCUUGUUGUUACAGCUCGAGGAUGGGAUCAUCCCAAAAUUCCUCAUCCCAUACGGAGGUUUUACUGAGCUUCGAUAUCAAUCCGUAGUACAGUUUGUCGAUGCCGCUUGCAAACAUUAUAAAAUUCCACCAGAAAAAGUCCCCAAAGUGUACCGGGGAUUUCCGCAUAUCUAUAUAGAAGAUGAGGCAAGACAUCCCUACGACUAUGAAGAAGGAUUUGGAUAUCUUAUGGAAGAAGAAAGAGUGAGAUACAUUGAGCAAUCACAAGCACUCGAGAAGUCACUAAAAGAUGAUGCAGGCAAGACUUUUAGAGAAGACGCUUGGGAUCACCCUAUAUUUAAAGCAGGUCUGGAUGCGUUGAGGGAUAUGAUUGACAAAGCGGACUAUACCGCUAUUGCUGUAUUAACUUCACCUGCUCCGUUGACUCAUCUACUUGAGGAGAACCCCGAAAGGGCAAAAAAAGUCGGUGUGACCAUGGCAAGUCCGUGGUCGUAUGCCCUGAAUGAAGAUGGUGUUCUCUACUCUCACACGUACAAUUCGGGGAUUAACCUCAAAGCAAUGAAUGGCUUACUCAAAUCAGGUGUGGAAUUUAUAGGUGUUGGGGGAGGUACUGCCAAAACAAAAGGAAUGCGAACAAUUCAUGACUAUGGCCACGGGAGUCAACAAGCAGGACUUUACCCAGAUAUGGGCUUGAAAAAUUUGGAAAAGGUCGUUUCAACCAAGUCCCCUUUGAGGAUUUUCAAGAUCACUGCUUAUGCUGGUGCGAAUAUGACCACUGGAAUAUGGAGAGUCUGGGAUCGAAACUUCUCAGAGCUCUGGGAGUUUCUUGGUAUCAAAGAAACUGAGAGAUCAGGUCUAGAACAACUAAGGCAAAGACCAAAAAACAUACUCCCUCUCAUAGAAAAAGAGGAAGGAAUGAGAAGGGCCGGAAAAGGCCUGCAAUCGGAGAGAAAGGAAAGGUUUCCCGAGGCAGCCUGUUGGGGGCUAGAUAAGGUGGUGACUCUCUGGAAGAUAUGGUAUCUUUGGGGUGAUACAGUAAAGUGGCAAUCCGCGUCCGCCGACCUACAUGCAAUCAUUACCGGGAAGCCCACCUAUGUGGAGGAUAUCCUGGGAGCCGUUCGAUACCAAUCAAAAGCUUGGAACGAUGAAUCUGAACACAAAGGCCAACCGAGCUCCAGUCAGGCAAGACUUGAUAAACUGGUUAACUGCGACAGAAGCAAUACAUACUCACUCAGUGAUUUAAGAUAUGAGUUCAUUAUCAAUAAGCUUCAAACAUUCAUAGACAAAUACUCAGGAAAGCAAGCGCACAAAUCCAAUUUGUAA
Melampsora larici-populina 98AG31 is the source of this 2115-nucleotide messenger RNA. RefSeq lists its product as uncharacterized. The coding region runs from base 1 to 2115 and encodes 704 amino acids. The transcript is spliced from 3 exons. Lineage: Eukaryota; Fungi; Basidiomycota; Pucciniomycetes; Pucciniales; Melampsoraceae. The record is from RefSeq and is a predicted model, not a curated record.